Messenger RNA from Hypomesus transpacificus, 2770 nucleotides. RefSeq lists its product as uncharacterized. The record is from RefSeq and is a predicted model, not a curated record. Lineage: Eukaryota; Metazoa; Chordata; Actinopteri; Osmeriformes; Osmeridae. The transcript has 7 exons. The coding region runs from base 130 to 1026 and encodes 298 amino acids.
CUGGCCGGGGUGGGCGGCGACAGCCGACACGGAACGUAUCAACUGAUGAAUGUAAAGAGCAAACUUGAGUUAAGCUGUUGAGGUUCAACUUAAAGCGCCUCCGUGCUGAAGAAAUCCUCACCAAGAACAAUGCAAGCAAUUAGGAACUGUGUGUGUGGCCGUUGGUCAUCCGACGUCAGGCUGGACGGCCAAACUGUCCUCAUUACAGGAGCUAACACUGGGAUUGGCAAGGAGACUGCUCGGGACCUGGCCAGGAGAGGUGCUCGCAUCAUCAUGGCGUGCAGAGACGUGGAGAAGGCGGAGUCUGCCAGGACGGAGAUCAUGGACGACGCCGGGAACGAGGAGGUGGUGGUGAGAAAGCUGGAUCUCUCCAGCACCGCGUCCAUCAGGGAGCUGGCUGAAAUCAUCAACAGGGAGGAGCAGCAGCUCAACAUCCUCAUAAACAACGCAGGCAUCAUGAUGUGUCCAUACUCUAAGACAACAGACGGCUUUGAGACGCAGUUCGGGGUCAAUCACCUAGGUCACUUCCUGUUGACCUACCUACUGCUGGACCUAAUCAAGCGAUCGGCGCCGGCUCGCAUAGUGAACGUGGCGUCCGUGGCCCACACCUGGACGGGCCUGCGAUUGGACGACAUCAACAGCGAGCAAAGCUAUGACAGCGUGAAAGCGUACGGACAGAGCAAGCUAGCCAACGUCCUGAGCACGCGCUCACUAGCCAAGCGUCUGCGAGGGACGGGGGUGAGUGUGUUCUCGCUGCAUCCCGGGGUGGUGCGGUCAGACCUGUGGAGACACCUGAACACAGGGGUUCAGCUGGCUGUCAAGGUGUUCAGCAUCUUCAGCAAGACUACAGUGGAAGGAGCCCAGACCAGCAUCUACUGUGCUGUUCAGCCCGGUCUAGAGGCAGAGAGUGGGGGGUACUAUAGCGACUGUGCUCCAGCUCGUUGCUCCAGAGCGGCGUCGGAUGAGGAGCUUGCAGAGAAGCUGUGGGAGGUCAGCUGCAAGAUGCUGGAGCUCACCUGGGAGUAGAGACUGGCCACGCCCAGCUGUCCCAGGGCCACGCCCACGCCCACCCGCCCACACCCAGCCGCUCCAACGCCCACGCCCAGCUGCCCUGACGUCCACUACAGUACUUCAGAUUCCUUUCACUUGCCAGGUCCACAAUCUACUACACUGUCCUACAGUGUAGAAACACUGCUGUCUACAUUCUGGAAUCCCAUUCUACGUUCUAGAGUCCCACUCUGCGUUCUAGAAAAACCAUUCUACAUUUAAAAGAGAACACUUCAUUUUACGUCCUGGAAUCCAGUUCUACGUUCUAGAAUAUCGUUUUUAUACAUUCUAGAACACUGCCGUGAUUAAUGUUUUAUCAUGAAUUACGAGGAAGGCAAUCAUUUUUGUUUGUAUUGUCCCAGGUUGAACACAAUGUAUGAAGUGUUUCUGUAGUUUGACUCCUGUGUAAAUAGUAGUAUUAUCUCGUCAUUACUAUCACAAAGAAAAACUGAGUAUUACAUAAAAACAACUGUUGUAUGGUUCACAAGAAUGAAAGUGCAUCACUUUCAGCUGUUUAGAAGCUGAGGGAGUAGUUUUACUGGUUCUAUAGAUCAGGGUAUCGUCAGUAUUAUGGGAAAACUUCAUUGUGUGUAUAUAUCAAUAUUGUCUAGUUUAGUUUCAGUUAGAUUAAAAUGUACAUGGUUGUGAUCUAUGGUAGCAUAAUUAUUUACAUACAUUACCAGAUUGUGUAUGAAGUAUUCAUCAGUCAUUCACAAAUUUUUCUCCUACCCUGUGUGAAGUAAAUUCAAGACUGCUUUGUUGUAAAAAAAAGUGUUUGGCAGGAUUACUUGGCCCAACAGCAAGGCUUUCUAGGUUUACACAUGACUGUGUGCAUGACUAAAAAGCUGCUGCAAGGAUUAAGAGGAAUUUGGUUCUGAACCCUGGGUUGGCAUGGUCAAACUGAACCUUGUCUGUUCAUCAGCACACUAUACAAUGGUCUCACAAGCCCCGCGGCCCACCUAACCUCAUGAGUUUCUUGGAACCUGUGGGUGGUCCAUAACUAAGAAGAAUAGGCCUAGACUUCCAUGUGAUUCCUGCAAUUAGAUGUUAUUUUGCUCAAAACACAGGGCGAGAACCGUAUGUUUGUAACACAGUGAAGCAUAGCUCCGCAAUGGUUACGGUGACAAUUAAGAGGAUCAAAUUAAAGAAUGACCAGUAUUUAGUCAACGUAAUCUCCUUGUAGUCGUAUCCUUAGCUAACCUUGUGUAGUACAGUUAUGCCAGUAUGGUUUUAUUGUGUUGUUACUUUGAUUGUGUUUUAAUGUGUGUCUAUUUGCUCUGUACUGUGCCUCUCGGAGGACAGUAACGUUUUUUAAGUCCAGGGAUGGAGACUGUGCUAGGCAACAGCUGUAUCGUUGUUGGCUUGUAAUUAUUUGUAUUGUUCAGUUCUACAGAAGCUUCUUGGAGAAGAAAAAUCUACCGGACAGCUAUCAGGCCCAGAUGUGAUAAAAGGUUUAGAUUUUUUUAUUUUACCUUUUGAAAACAGUUGUGUCUUAACUUUCAAAAAAAAAAAAUCAACCUUUCGAAACUUUUUUUCCAAAAAUAUAUUUUCAACCUGAUGACAGCUUGUUUCCAGCUCCUUUAAAAAUACAUAUUUUUAAAACUGUUUUUGUUAGACUUUCCUUCAGAUUUGUUUUUAAACCUUUGGAAACUUUAGUCCUUGGUUGUUGUCUACCUCGACAAGUGCGUGACUACGUGUGCUUCAUAAAUAAAUCAGUACCAUA